AUGCCUACUAAGCGUCGUAAUAACGGACGUUCCAAGCACGGACGCGGCCAUACCUGCAUCUUGAGGUGCUCUAACUGUGCCAGGGCCGUCCCUAAGGAUAAGGCCAUCAAGCGCUUCAACGUGAGGAACAUCGUCGAUGCCUCUUCCCAGAGGGAUAUCCGCGAGGCCUCUGUCUACCAGUCUUACGCUCUCCCUAAGCUUUUCAUCAAGCAGGUGUACUGCGUUUCCUGCGCUAUUCACGCUCGUGUCGUUCGUGUGCGUUCCGCCGAGAACCGUCGCGUCCGUGAGGCCCCUCCUCGCCGCGGUGCUCCCCAGAGGAACUAA
Molecule: messenger RNA, 324 nt
Organism: Perkinsus marinus ATCC 50983
Lineage: Eukaryota; Perkinsozoa; Perkinsida; Perkinsidae
Product: 40S ribosomal protein S26-A, putative
Exons: 3
Coding region: 1-324 (107 amino acids)
Biological process (GO): translation
Cellular component (GO): cytosolic small ribosomal subunit; ribosome
Molecular function (GO): structural constituent of ribosome; mRNA binding
Source: RefSeq, a predicted model, not a curated record